Molecule: messenger RNA, 804 nt
Organism: Podarcis muralis (Common wall lizard)
Lineage: Eukaryota; Metazoa; Chordata; Lepidosauria; Squamata; Lacertidae
Source: RefSeq, a predicted model, not a curated record
CUGCUUUUUCGUUUUGUUUUUGAGGAAUUGCUUGAAUCAUCAAGAUGAGAAAACGGUUGCCUAUUGCUGUAUGGUUCUUUUCACUUGUCUUAACCCUGAGAGGACAAGAGAACUACAGGAAGAAAGCAACUUGAACGUUGCCCUUGCUGUUCUGCAGGCAUCCAGGAAGUACCCGGAAUCGGAAUGGACGUUCUUGAUUGUUACCAACCAUUUGCUGAAGUGCCCGAGUUGGUCAAAGCCAUGUAUGCCAAACUGAGCAAUCAAGAAAGGGCUUCGUUUUUAGAAUUGAUACAGUCAGAAAUUGGUGAAAACAAUACAGUUAUCAGUGCAGAAACAGCCAAAUUUCUUGUAAAUUGUUUCAAGGAGAAAUGUCAAGCCGUGCUCAUAUUGGCAUUUGCAGCAAAUGAUGAUGAUGAGGAAGCACUAGUCACGAUUCGGCUUGUUGAUGUUCUUUGUGAAAUGACAUCAAACUCUGGACAUCUGGAAUGUCUGCAGGCUUGCCCUGAUUUGCUUGAGGUGACUGUCAAAACUUUGCAGCUUACACAUCUUGCUGGGAAGCAGAGCACAAACAUCUUCACAGUGACUCAUUCUGGGCAAGAACAAAGCUGUCAUCCAGCUGUGGGGUUUAAGUCACAUCUAAUUCGUUUGAUUGGAAAUUUAUGUUACAAGAAUAAGGCUAACCAAGACAAGGUAAGAAAAGCUAAAGACUGUAAGCAAUUCAUUGUGCAGUUCAUAGUACAAAAAGACAUUUAUAUCUUAGAAAUUUUGCAAUAGAAGGUCUCAAGUAAGUAAUAAAUAUGGUAU